AUACUUCAAAAAGUUCAUGUUUAUUGUUUACUGGGCUAGGAUAGGCUUUUCUAUGUAUUUUUAAUAAUUCCUCCUCGUGUUGUGUUCUAUAAAAUCUCAAUAAUUAACAGCAAACAUGUCAACCGAUCUCAGCGCAAGUUUCAACGAGCAAUACAUGAACAUCAACACUAAGAUGAAAAAACGGUUUAUGCGGAAACCAAAUAUAUCUGAAGCGACGAACGAGUUUAUAGCUCUGGCUAUUCAGUGCGAGCAUUCUGACCAGCCAGCGUUCGCGGGUCACGCCUACGUAGGUGCGGCCAAGUGUGAAGCCUCUGUAGGCCACUUCUUGGGCGAGGCCGAACAUUAUUUGGCUGCGGCGAGACAGUUUAUGAAGGCUGAGAAGAAGUUGAAGUCUCUAAAGUUCUAUAGUGCUGAUAGAGAGAAUUUAGAGGCAGCAAUAGGCUGUUACAUCCAAGCUAUGAACAAAUACCCUGAGAAGUCUCCCAUAAGAACCUCCAUACUGAUGGAGAUAGCCAGUGAUCUGGUAGAACUGAACCACAAGCUGGAAGCAGCUUCUUACUAUGAGCAGGCCAUAGACACAGUCACUGAGGGGACCAUGAAGGUUAUGUGUUUGAGGAACCUGCUCAAUUUGAGAAUAGACUGUGGCAAGUAUGAUGUUGCUUUAGAAAUAGCAAAUCAAAUAGCUGAUGGUACAGAAACCAACAUCCCAGAAGAUGUACUUGCUGAGGUUCAAGUGAGUAGAAUACUACUGACUCUCCUUGUGAAGCCUCCUGAAGCCAGUAAGCCUCCAUCAUUGAAGAAACUUCUCAUAGAUCUCAUGAAUGACAAUGAAGAUAAUACUAUCCCCCUGAACAUGGACUUGCGGCUGAAGCUGCAGUCGAUCAUAAUCUGCCAAACUACAGGUGACAUACAUUCCCUCAUCAGCGUCACUGCCGACACCAAGCACUUCCUUACUAUACAGCAAGUGGAACUUCUGCAGAAAUUAAUAUCUGACGAAAGAAGUUAGACUUGCUUGUCAGGUAGCUGUUUUUAACUUAGAUAAUACUAUUUAUCUUAACUAGAUAAAAUGAGUAGUUGCUUACUCUUUGUAUUUUAAUUAUGGAGAAA
Molecule: messenger RNA, 1107 nt
Organism: Helicoverpa armigera (cotton bollworm)
Lineage: Eukaryota; Metazoa; Arthropoda; Insecta; Lepidoptera; Noctuidae
Gene: Hap40
Exons: 6
Coding region: 116-1006 (296 amino acids)
Biological process (GO): vesicle cytoskeletal trafficking
Cellular component (GO): early endosome
Molecular function (GO): protein binding
Source: RefSeq, a predicted model, not a curated record